AGUUGUGAGAACUUCUCACAUUCGGUGUUUGGUGUUUGGUGAGAGAAGAAAAUUUUUGAAGUGCCGGUGGUUUGACUGAAUAUUAUUCAAGAUGAAACUGUGCUUAGUUGUUCUCUUGUUGGCGUUAUGUUCAACAACAUUCGCCCGCAAACGAAAUCGUUUACGUGAUCUUUUCCUGCGUGAACUGGGAGAAGGUCCUAAACCCACCCGAGGACUUAAUGCAAUUGAAGCAGAAAUUGAUAAAGAAAUAGAAGGGGGUGAAAAAUUGGCAGGUGAUAUCGCACAUGAGGAACACGACGAUCGGGCUGGAAGAAUCGCAAUAUGUGCUCUGAAAUUCGUGGAAGAUGUUGGGCAUACUAUUGAAAGAGAAUUCGGCGGAGAUGGUCCCACCCGUCGUCCAUCACGUGAUGGAAACGGUCCUACAAGACGUGGUACCAGGGAGCCAGGAAACGGUCCUACAAGACAUGGUACCAGGGAGCCAGGAAACGGUCCUACAAGAGAUGGUACCCGGGAGCCAACAACAGAAGGUGUAUUCGAAGUAAGACGUGUCUUCAAAAAAUUGUCAAAAUCCAAGCGUGAACAUGGAUAUUUCCCAACAGAACGACCACGUCAGCAUCAAGGACCCUUAGAAAGAUUCUUCAGUUGCAUGAACAAAAUCGGUGAAUUUGGUGGCGAACAUGGCUAUGACGGCGAACAUGGGAAUAAUGGCGAACAUGAGUAUGGGGGCGAACAUGGGCAUGGCGGCGAUGAGGGAGAAAGUGGAGAUGACGGCGAAAGUGGAGAUGACGGUGAAGAAGAACCUACUGGGAUAACUGAAGAAGCCAAGAGGAAGGCAGAUGGUGGUCCUCAUGGUGAUCCUACUCGUGGUCCUAGCCGUGAUCCUAGUCGUCGUCCUAGUCGUCGUCCUAGUGGUCGUCCUCAUGAUGGUUCUACUCGUGGUCCUCAUCGUGAUCCUAGUCGUGGUCCUCAUGAUGGUCCUACUCGUGGUCCUCAUCGUGAUCCUACUCGUGGUCCUCAUGGUGGAUAUAGCGGAGAUGAUGGAGAUGAUGGAGAUGAUGGGGAUGAUGGAGAUGAUGGAGGAGAGAUGAUGGAGAUGAUGGAGAUGGAUGAUGGAGAGAUGGAUGAUGGAGAUGAUGGAGAUGAUGGAGAUGAUGGAGAUGAUGGCGAUGAUGGCGAUGAUGGAGAUGAUGGAGAUGAUGGAGAUGAUGGAGAUGAUGGAGAUGAUGGAGAUGAUGGAGAUGAUGGAGAGGGUGGAGAUGUUACAAAGAAACGUCACGCCAAAAAGAAGAGAUCACAUCCUCGCCAUUGA
This is a messenger RNA of Dendronephthya gigantea, 1309 nucleotides long. Its product is annotated as S-antigen protein-like. NCBI's taxonomy places the organism in Eukaryota, Metazoa, Cnidaria, Anthozoa, Malacalcyonacea, Nephtheidae. The transcript has 12 exons. Bases 92 to 1309 code for a protein of 405 amino acids. The record is from RefSeq and is a predicted model, not a curated record.